Messenger RNA from Dermacentor silvarum, 7194 nucleotides. Its product is annotated as transient-receptor-potential-like protein. Gene Ontology annotation, biological process: regulation of cytosolic calcium ion concentration; manganese ion transport; calcium ion transmembrane transport. Bases 341 to 3214 code for a protein of 957 amino acids. Gene Ontology annotation, cellular component: membrane; cation channel complex. Gene Ontology annotation, molecular function: inositol 1,4,5 trisphosphate binding; store-operated calcium channel activity; protein binding. The record is from RefSeq and is a predicted model, not a curated record. NCBI's taxonomy places the organism in Eukaryota, Metazoa, Arthropoda, Arachnida, Ixodida, Ixodidae. The transcript is spliced from 13 exons.
CGCUCCUGGCCUCACUCCGCAGGCGCGGCCAAACGUUCGUCGGCAGCGCGGGACGGGGCGCGAUGUUUGCUCCUCGGUAGUGACGAACAUGCGUGCCAGCCGACCUGUCGCUGCUUGUUACUCGUGUGGGAUGCUCAAGCAGUGCUGACAAGCAAACGUCAUUCGUGCCCCACUGGCUACCUGCUCACAGACGGAGGAUCGUCCGCAGCACUGGCCUCUACCCGAAAGUGAUGUGUUGUCUCGCCAAUGCGCUCGAGCGGAAGCUGCACGAGACCGUGAUGGAUGGCUUCGACAGUCGGGAACCUGAGGAUUAAAGGCGUUACCCGACCGCUGAGCGCCGAUGCUGCAGCCUCCGGUUUCGUCGCCGCCGCCACCGCCGCCGCAGGUGACGGCGUGCGCGGCGCGCCAGUCCCCGCAGUCGCCCAACUGCUUCCGCAUUCCCAUACCUCUAGAACCGCUCAAGGACGGUCACUCCAUGGACCCAAAGGAGCGGACGUUCCUGGAGGCUGCCGAGCGGGGCGACCGUCACACCAUGAUUCGGUGCCUGUCCCCGCCAGACCCCGUGAACGUCAACUGCACGAACAUCCUGGGCCGCAGCGCCAUCCAGAUCGCCGUCGACAACGAGAACGUCGAGAUCGUCGAGUUGCUGCUGCGCCAGCCGGACGUGCAGAUCGGCGACGCCUUGCUGCAAGCCAUUCGAGAAGGUGUGUACAAGAUCGUGGAGAUGCUGAUCGACCACCCGAGCAUCACGGCCGAGAUGCUCGCCAGCGGCUGGGCGCGGAGCCAGGCCCAGGAGAGCUCCGACUACUCGGCCGACAUCUCGCCUGUCAUCCUGGCCGCGCACUGCAACCAGUUCGAGAUCCUGCAGCUGUUGCUGUCGCGAGGUGCCGGCAUCGAGCGGCCGCACGCGCUGUCCUGCUCGUGCCGCCGCUGCUGCGAGGACACCCGGCGGGACUCGCUGCGCCACUCGCUGCGGCGCAUACACGCCUUCCGAGCACUCGCCUCGCCAGCCUGGAUGUCGCUCACCAGCGAGGACCCCAUACUCACCGCCUUCAAGCUUUCGUGGGAGCUGGGCAGGCUGGCGCAGCGCGAGAACGAGUUCAAGGAGAUCUACCUGGAGCUGAGCAACCAGUGCAAGAAGUACUCGUGCGAGCUGCUCGACCUGUGUCGCAGCAGCGAGGAAGUGAUCGCCGUGCUCAACAAGCGCACCAGCCCCGAGCUGCUCGACGACUCGGAUGACGAAGAGGAGGUGGAGGUGGCCCCCGAGGAGUACUGCAUGUCCGGCGGCAGCGGCCCCUACCAGAUGGCGCCCCGGGGCCUGACGCUGUCGCGACUCAAGAUGGCGCUCAAGUACGACCAGAAACAGUUCGUGGCGCACCCCAACUGCCAGCAGCUGCUCACCUCCAUCUGGUACCAGGGGCUGCCCGUGUGGCGGCGCCGCAACGCCCUGAGCAAGACGUGCCUCUGCGCGGGGCUCAUCAUGCUGCUGCCGCUGAUCGCGUGCUACUACCUGGCCUUCCCGCGGUCCCGCCUCAGCCGCGUGGUACGCUCGCCCUUCAUGAAGUUCAUCUACCACAGCGCCUCCUUCGGCUGCUUCCUGCUGCUGCUCAUCCUCGCCUCGACGGGCACCGACCGCGCCCGCCAGAACAUCCGGGGCCCCGCGCCUUCACCCGUCGAGUGGCUCAUCCUCUUCUGGGUCACCGGCAUGGUGUGGGCCGAGUGCAAGCAGCUCUGGGAGGAAGGCCUCAAGGCGUACGUCUGCCAGUGGUGGAACUGGCUCGACUUCAUCAUGCUCUCGCUCUACUUGACCACCGGCUCGCUGCGCGCUGUCGCCUACUUCCAGGUACAGAGCGGGCAGUACGGCGCUCGCGUUCUGGACAGGGUCCAGUGGCCGGCUAACGACCCGACGCUCAUCUCGGAAGGAGUGUUCGCCAUGGCCAACGUGUUCAGCUUCGCGCGCAUCAUCUACCUGUUCCAGACCAACCCACACCUGGGUCCGCUACAGAUCUCGCUCGGCUGCAUGAUCGUCGAUAUCGCCAAGUUCCUUUUCAUCUUCUUCCUGGUCCUCACUUCGUUCGUGUGUGGACUAAACCAGCUGUACUGGUACUACGACCCCACUAUGGGCUUCUGCGAGACCAAGGAGGUCGGCGGCGUCAACAUCACAUUCAACUGCCACCACAACCCAGACGCUUUUCUCACGAUCGACGCCAGCUACACGUCGCUGUUGUGGUCACUGUUCGGCGUGAUUCCCAUCAAGGACAUCAGCGCGCGCAAGGACCAGCCCUUCACCAAGUGGGUGGGCCAUGCCCUGCUGGGCGCCUACAUGAUCAUGGCCAUGACCGUCAUGAUCAACAUGCUCAUCGCCAUGAUGAGCCGAUCAUUCCAGGACAUCGAGGACCACAAGGACCGCGAGUGGAAGUUCGCCCGCUCCAAGCUGUGGAUGGGCUACUUCGACGAAGGGUCGACGCUGCCCCCUCCCUUCAACCUCAUCAUCAGCCCAAAGUCCGUGUGGUACUUCCUACGCGGCUUGCUGAGGCUCGGCCGCUUCCUCUGCAAGAGUGCCUUCGCCGCGAGGCCACGGUUUCAGCACUCGGCCGUCAAGCCCGAGACGCACGAUCCUGUAUACAUCGGAAACACUCUCGACAAAACCAACCGGAAGCCAGGUGCUAGGCGAAACACGGUGAUCCUGCAAUUCAACGGCCAAUCAAGCACUGUUCAAUACCAGGAGGUGAUGAAACGCCUGGUAAAUCGCUACAUUCAUCGAGCCAAGAAGCAGCUGCGCCAGGAUGGCGUCAACGAAGACGACUUGCUCGAGAUCAAGCAGGAUAUUUCCAGUCUCAGGUUCGAGCUCCGCGAAGACCGCAAGCGCGAGGCUGCGCACAACGUGCGGCAGCUGGACACGCUCCGGCGUGACAUCUUCAAGGGCGUGCCGCCAGGCGCCAGGCCCGAGGUGCUCGCCGCGCACCUGCAGCCACCGGCGCACGCCUCGCUCCAGCAGCCAGCGGCGCCUUCGCCCUACUACGGGCUGCUGUCGCCCGAAGAAGUGGAGCAGCUUCGCAUGCAGGUCAUCGAGGGCGUGCGGGAGGAGCUAAGACGCCUGGCACGAGAGCUGCACGUGCAGCACUGCCACCGGGGGCCUGCAUUUCCGGCACCGGCCAGGGCGCCCUCGUUGCCACCCGACCUCUACCAGACGCACCUGUUCACGCAGUUAUGAGGACUGCACAGCACCACUCUCUGGUACCACGACUGAAAUUCGUUUCAACAGCAACGUCCUAUGCUUGUACACGGGCUCCUGACGUCGCUGGCCUGGUGAGACGGGCACUCGUCUGCUGCAUGGAAAGCCAGGUCACUGCUUGCGACGUCCCGACUUCAGAAAGUCUUCCGAGCGCUUCCGGAACUCGCCGAGCAACUGUCCUCAGUCGGCGCCUGGGUCGAGUCACCUAGCGGGCCACGCACCGAGCUUGGUGGUUCAAGGCAGUACUCGAUUGUACACGGAUCCCUAGAACGUGGAGCCGUCAACAACCUGUCUGUCUUUUAUGAACCGGGGCUUUGCGUACAGUACGUGAUGGGCGAUAAGCUUUUUUUGGCUUGGCUGCGUGGGUCAGAAAAAAAUGCGACGUCACUGAAAACACAAAAAAUGUAGUGAUUACAGAUGUUGAUCUUUGGCAAUAUCUACUCGCUUGCCUAGCCUCAACAAAUUAACCUCCCAAGUAUGAUGGCCGGCUAUCCCUACCUUUAAACCUGACACCUGCAUUACUAUAUUGGUGCAUAAAUGAAAGGGGAUUUCUCAUCAACGCAAAGCCACACGCGAAGUCUGUUGCUAGUUUUAGUGUUUGAGAUGAAAUUUCAAUGUGGUGGAAAUCUGAGCUUGUAGGGGGUUCACGACCGCAGGUAUACAGCACAAGGGGCACGAACAACGACCACAGCGCUGUGUGUGUCUAUAGUCUUGUCUGUCUCUGGCGCUGUACCUACCAUCGAGGUAAGGUUCCUUGCGCAUAUGCGCGCUGUUGGCUGUCUCCGUUCAUGCUUCCCACAGCUAUAUAUGUGUAGAACUACAAUGUGUGGCGCUCCAUGCAGAUUUAUCAUGCUGAACCUGAAUGAGCCAGGCUCGGGAAGGCAGCACUGCUUCCAGACCGUGAUAUGGCCUUCCGCGGUGUACGCAAUGAAGUAAAAUUUAAGCAGCAGGAAGCGCUGGUGUCUGAGGUUGAUAUUCUUUAGCAGUUUCGCUGCAUUUCGUCUAGUCUAAAUACAGGACCUGUAGACACACGUGCUUUCGCCCGCGCCUGUACCACACGACUCCUUUCGCUCCUCUUUGUGUUCAAAGGAUAUCUUGCGCAGUCUUGUAUUGCCGCAGAUUUUGUGCGUCACAGUGAAGCCACUGCGAAACCGUCUUCGAGGAGUUGCGCAGCAGGCGUUGUUCACCUGAACCCAGUACAAGACUGAUGCCGCCCCCCUCCUUUUCGCCAACCGCCUCCCCGACACCCUCCCCGGUGCAACACGCAUGUUAUAGGCCCUUCAGCUGCAUCUUCUCUACCGAUCAGCUGACUUCGCUCAACUGAGAAAACCAUCACUCCUGCUGACAGAGCGCGCGCGGAGUGCAACGUAGAUUGUGCUCACGCGUUUGUGGAUUUCGUUCUGCCAGGACACAUCCUCAAUUGAUUCCACUGUUCAUUGCGCGCUUAGCCGCAGCAUGGUGUCUACUCCAAACAUCGAUCUUCGCUUUUGUGACCUCUCGAUAAUGAAGUAACGUGAAGGUGAGUUUUGUUUAGAAAGGCAGUGAGCGCUGAGGUUAGGAAAGUCAUUGUUCCCGGAAAGCUAAACUAAUGGUGGAGCUUGGCGUAGCGUCCUUAUAAUUACUGCACACUAUGUAAGUAACUAAUAUAAUAUUUUUUCUUUAGUGCAUCGAAUGUUUUUGGGCGGCUAAACUUGUUUUUGUCAUAGAUCGGGUGGGCACGACAGCAACUACAUUAUAGAAUUUAGCGCGACGCAGAGAGAACUGUUGAUACUCAGCCAUUGCCCGUGCGAUUCGCAUGCAGUGUACACUAUACAUAGUGUCCUCACGCAUGUCCUGUGUGUAGGCUUGCUCACCGUAGCAACUGUGCUGCAAUACCUGGAGCUGCAUAAAUUUAUCUAUUUUGGCACAUGGGAUAUCUAAAAUACGUGUAGUGGCUCAGUAGAUUAAAACUGCGUCUAUGUGACUCAGCGCAGCAUUAACAAGAAUUUCAGCCAUUUAAUGGGAAUCAGUGUUCAUAUACACAUUCAAUUUAGUGACCUUUAGUUGGCAGUACUUCGUAGCGACCAUUCAGCGCAUGCCGUCCAGGCUACGGACAGCUUAUACACAGAACGAGAUUCAGAGCAAUUUUUAAUUUCUAUGCAUUGUUACGUGCGGUGAGAGUUGGACGAGGUUUGAAGCCAAGACUUCAUUCGGUGCGCCCGUUUCUCACUCGGCGAUGGCGGCGAACACGCGACAGUCGAUAACAAUCUGCCCCUAUAUACAGGGCGUCAUCACCAACAUUCGAACACUUGGCGCAUGUAUUCUAUAUAGGGUGCCCCAGCCAACGUUGUUCAGCGAAAUAUUGAAAAAGCAUGGUGCAAGACACGAUUUCAAGACCUACCGUGUUCGAUUGACAGACCUCUCACGGCCGAAUGCUGUGGGUCUUACGAGUGUAUCUUGCCCCGGGUUUCUUACAUCAUUUUUUUUUCGUUGAACCGCUUGGCUAACGUUAGAUGGGACAAACGGUAUAUGUUUGCUAACAAUACACCCAUCGUGAUAAACUCCUUAACGCGUGUUUUAAUAUAAUAGCAGAAGAAAAAUUUUAACAAGUAUAUCGCGAGCAAACAGAGCACAGGGCGUGCCAUAUCGUGACAUUCAUGCCGCCGUUUACUUUUAGAAAAAAUACAAAACACAUGCGGGCUCGUGCACGAAGUAGAUAGGUUUCCUUGGGAUGGAUGUCGCCCCCCAGUUCGUUAAUUGGGGCAUCAUGCCUGUCCCGACAGAAUCAGUCUGCCAGUAUCGUGUCAGCACUUCCGAGGUCACAUUUUGCUCUAGAGACGACGUGCUGUUUGUAGGUGUAACCCCGUGCACCUGCCGUUAACGGGUUCGUACUAAAGGCGCGGAGCUGUACAAUGUAUGGCGUGCACGCGAGGGCGCCCGUAUGCGGUGCGAUCACUUUUAGCUUUCCCGUAAUUAAAAAAAAAAAGACGCCUGUGGCAGAUAGCAUAAUUCUUGUGCUUGUUGAGCUGGAUUAUUUGAAGAGGCGGACAUUACUAGCACAAGAAAUCGAAACGACGCAUGUUCAACUAAUUAACAAAAAUUCGCAAAUUACCUUCUUAGUUAAUUACUUGACAGUCCAUAUUGUAACCGGUGAGAUUGCAAGACGUAUCCACUUGAAAUGUAUCUCCAUGAUAACACCAGUUUCGAAAUAUUAUUUCCCAAAGUGUGGGACGAAAUGCAAGGGCGUUAGAAUUACUUUUGUGCUUCAAUGCAUAAAUGAGCGUUUUGUUAAAAAAGUAAGUGGAACAACGGUGCAUUUUUACGCUGAGUUUGAUGGCGCAUAUCUCCAAACUGGUGUUAUUCUGGAAAUUCAUUCCAAGUGGGUACACCUUGCAAACUUACCGGCUACAGUUCGUAAAUUUCAAUAUGUGCUGUAGAGUAAUCAACGAAGUUAUAUAGUUAUUUUUUUAAUUAGUUGAAUAUGCAUUCCGCUUUCUCGUGCAAGUAUUGUUCACCUUUCCGAAUAAUCCAACUCAAGGACUAUAAUUAUGUUAUCUGCAACAGGCGACUUCUAAAAAAUUCCGGAAAACCUAAAAAUGAUCACCCCGUAUAAUCGUAUGGCAACAGAGAUAAGUGUAAAAGUGCCAACUAUAAAAAGGCUACGUUCAUUAUCAGCCUGCUUGUAUUAAAUUACUAUAAAUAUUUGCAAGUUAAUUUAGUCAUGUUAGAACAGCGAAAAAUAUUUGUCGCAGCAGUUUCGGAACACUCGACGAGAGUCAAUUGACAGUUCAUAAAGCUCAUCACAUUAACGUGUGUACAUGCAGCAGGUCAUUUCGCUAGGAAUCCUGUUUAUAAUGUGUUUCUUUUUUUUUUUUUCACUUGAUGUCCUACGAAGAUAUUACACGCAAAUCUGUCGGAUAAGGUUAUUUUUCCUCGCUGUCUUGUUGUUCACGUUGACCGAAAAUAAAGCUGAUUUUCCC